Lemur catta (Ring-tailed lemur) is the source of this 459-nucleotide messenger RNA. RefSeq names its product keratin-associated protein 12-2. The transcript has 2 exons. The record is from RefSeq and is a predicted model, not a curated record. Bases 1 to 459 code for a protein of 152 amino acids. Lineage: Eukaryota; Metazoa; Chordata; Mammalia; Primates; Lemuridae.
AUGUGCCACACCAGCUGCUCCUCAGGCUGCCAGCCGGCCGGCUGUGUGCCCAGCCCCUGCCAGGCAUCCUGCUGUGUGCCUGUGAGCUGCCAGUCCUCUGCAUGUGUGCCCACGAGCUGCCAGUCCUCUGCAUGUGUGCCCGUGAGCUGCCAGUCUGCUGUGUGUGUGCCCGUGAGCUGCCACUGCCAGUCCGCCGUGUGUGUGCCCGUGAGCUGCCAGUCCGCCGUGUGUGUGCCCGUGAGCUGCCAGUCUGCCGUGUGUGUGCCCGUGAGCUGCCGGCCAGUUGUGUAUGUGACCCCGUCCUGCCAGUCUGCCGUGUGCCUGCCCGUGAGCUGCAGUCCUGCCCUGUGUGUGCCUGUGAGCUGCCGGCCUGCCGUGUGCGUCACCUCCUCCUGCCAGUCCUCUGGGUGCUGCCGGCCCCCCUGCCCCGCCCUGCUCUGCAGCCCUUCCUGCUGCUGA